Messenger RNA from Botrytis porri, 2346 nucleotides. RefSeq lists its product as uncharacterized. NCBI's taxonomy places the organism in Eukaryota, Fungi, Ascomycota, Leotiomycetes, Helotiales, Sclerotiniaceae. Gene Ontology annotation, molecular function: oligopeptide transmembrane transporter activity. The record is from RefSeq and is a predicted model, not a curated record. The transcript has 7 exons. The coding region runs from base 1 to 2346 and encodes 781 amino acids. Gene Ontology annotation, biological process: transmembrane transport.
AUGGCCCCGCCACGAGAGACUGACGUCGUUUACGACGAGAAGAGCCAUGAAGCACCAGCCAUCACCAAGAAUCCCGAAUCUAUUGAUGCUAAGGAUGCAAAAAAUGACAAGUUUGGAGAAACGCCUUACGAAACCGAGAUCUCUUCCAGUUCUGAUGAAGAAGAACGCGGUGGUGAGGUCAAUGCUCUUGAGACUGCAGAAGAUAUCGUUACCGCAAUUAUUAACGUCGAUGAUGAUCCAACCUUGAAUCCCUGGACUUUCCGCAUGUUCUUCAUUGGUUUGGGUCUAUCUGCUUUUGGAGCUGUACUCCAAGAGAUCUUCUACUUCAAGCCUCAAGUCAUUUAUGUAUCAGUCAUGUUCUUGACUAUUAUCGCAUACGUUAUUGGAGAAUUCAUGGCUUUUGCCAUCCCUAGAUGGGGUGCAGUUGGUCGAUUCCUUAAUCCUGGCCCAUUUAACCAAAAAGAGCACGCUGCCGCUGUUAUUAUGGCAUCGGCCGCCGCCGUUUCGGCUCUAUCCACGGAAGCAUUAGCAGCUCAAAAGCUUUGGUACGGAGGAUAUCCUAGUCAAGCUGCCGGUGUAUUUUUGACUUUAUCUUCACAAUUAAUUGGUUACGGUGUUGCAGGUAUGAUGAGAAGUAGUCUUCUGUGGCCUACAAAGAUGCUUUACCCAGCAAAUCUUCCAGUUACUACUGUCUUGGAAACGUUACACAAAGAAAAGACAGCCAACAAGAAGAGAAUGAAGGUUUUCUGGAUCAUUUUCUUUGCAUUAUUAGUUUGGGAAUUGCUUCCCGAGUAUAUUUUCCCACUCCUUAUUGGUGUAUCCAUCUUUUGUCUCGCAGAUCAACACAACCUCGUCUUCACCAAUCUUUUCGGAGGCGCAAACGGAAACGAGGGUGUAGGAUUCUUAUCCCUAUCUUUCGACUGGAACUAUGUUGCUAGUUUUGGAUCUCCUCUGGUUGCCACUUCAGACUUUGUAUACUAUGGCAACAUUUGGAGGGCACAAGAUUUCCCGUUUUUGUCUCAACAAUUGUUCAAUGGCGAUUCGAACUUCACCUUCUACGAUACUUUCAAUGAGACCACAAUCCUCAAUGACGAUUUUACUGUGAACGAGGAGGCUCUUGAAGCUGGAGGUAUUCCUUAUAUGGCUUCCACCUAUAUUGUUUAUCUCAUCACAUCCAACAUGGGAUUCACAGCUAAUUUUGUUCAUAUGUUUCUCUGGAAUUAUGAUGACAUCAAGGCCGGAUGGGCUUGGGCUAACAAGGCUACACUGAAGAAGUUGUCAACACCUUCCCAUUAUAUGUUCUGGAAAAGCAAUGGCAGCAAACGCAGUGAAGAACAAAAGCAAAUUUUGAGGGAUGAUCCUAACAUUGAUCCGCAUUACAAAGUUAUGUUGGAUUACGAUGAAGUCCCUGAUCUAUGGUACUUCUUGGCAUUUGUGGCAAGUUUCAUUACUUCGAUGGCUUGUCUCUAUGCUAUGAAGUCUACUCUUCCAUGGUGGGGUUUGAUCUUGGCUAUGCUUUUCUUGACAGUUUUCAUGUUAUUUUUUGGUGCUCAGUAUGCCAUUACUGGUUUCCAAUUCAAUAUUGAACCUGUUGCUCAAACUCUCGCCGGAUAUUUAUUCCCUGGAGCUCCUCUUGCGAACAUGUACUUCACUACCUUUACUUACAAUGCUCUUCAGCAAGGACAAUAUCUCCUCCGAGAUUUGAAACUCGCUCAGCAAAACAAGCUUUCUCCAAAGGUCACAUAUACAACGCAGAUAAUUGGAUGUAUUUUCGGUGCUUGUCUGAAUUACGUCAUGAUGAUCACCAUCGUCAAGAAUCAAGCUGCAAACCUUCUGACUAUUGAAGGAACACCCAUUUGGUCAGGAGCUAACGUUCAAUCCUUCAACUCCCUCGCAAUUGCGUGGUCUAUUGCACCUAAGAUGUUUUCUAUCGGUGCUCGUUACCAAUGGGUCACCAUCGCAUAUCUCCUCGGAUUCAUCGUUCCCGUUCCUUUCUGGCUCCUCAACAGAUAUUUCCCCCAACAACGCAUUUGGUCAUACCUCAAUCUCUCCAUUAUUCUCUGGUAUUUUGGAUAUCUUUGUGUUGGUAUCAACUCCAGUGUCUUCAUGUACUACUACAUUGGAGCAUUCGGUCAAUUUUACCUUCGAAAAUGGAGACCAAAGUACUUCGUCAAGUGGAACUACUUGGUUUCUGCCGGUCUUGAUGGUGGAACUCAAGUCAUGCUCUUCCUCCUUACUUUCGCUGUUGCGGGAGGAAGUGGUGUCAGUAGACCGUUCCCAGAGUGGGCUGGAAAUGCUGCCAGUGGUAAUGUAGAUAAAUGUAUGUAUAAUGAGGCUAAUGGAUAA